UCCGGAAGAAAAAAAGGAGAGAGAGAGAGGAGUAGCAGAGAAGCCACCACGGAGCAGUCCCCUAUUUCUUCUGCCCUCGCGCCGCCGCCUCCUCGUCUCCUCCUCGCCUCGCCCCUGCUCGCUUCCCCACUCCCAGAGGCUGGGAACUUCUAAGAGGAACGGGAUCCAUGGAGGGUGGAGACGCAAGAAAUGGUUCGACUGGGACAUCACAGACAAAGGAAAGUGGGGUUGAUGGCCUCGCUAAGCCGCUGCCUCCUUGCUGCGUCAAGGCGAGGGCUGCAGCGCCUGAAUCUGAGGCCAAGUGCCAUGCCACUGUGGUCUCGGGAUGGUUCAGCGAACCCCGCUCCCGAUCUGGUAAAGCAAGCAAAGUGCAGUACUACAAUAACCCAAUGUGGCCAGGAGAGGCCCAUUCCUUGAAAGUGGAGAAGAUCUUGUACCAGGGGAAGUCACCAUACCAAGAAGUCUUGAUUUUUGAGUCGUUAACCUAUGGGAAAGUCCUUGUGCUUGAUGGUAUUGUCCAGUUGACUGAUAAGGACGAGUGUGCAUACCAGGAAAUGAUUACUCAUCUCCCACUCUGCUCAAUUCCUUCCCCUAAAAAGGUUUUGGUUAUUGGAGGUGGGGAUGGUGGCGUACUUCGAGAAAUAGCCAGGCAUGCUUCAGUGGAGUCUAUUGAUAUAUGUGAAAUUGACCAGCUAGUUAUUGAUGUUUGUAAAGAUUUCUUCCCAGAUUUAUCCGUUGGAUUUAAAGAUCCCCGUGUUCAACUUCAUGUUGGUGAUGCUGUGGAGUUUCUACGAAAUUCUCCCGAAGGGACAUAUGAUGCUAUUAUUGUUGAUUCAUCAGAUCCUAUAGGUCCUGCUCAGGAACUUGUAGAGAAACCAUUUUUUGAGACAAUUGCUAGAGCUCUGAGACCCGGUGGUGUUCUCUGUAAUCAAGCUGAGAGUAUGUGGUUGCAUACACAUCUGAUUCAGGACAUGCUCUCGAUCUGCCGUGAGACUUUCAAGGGUUCUGUCCACUAUGCCUGGACAAGUGUCCCAACAUAUCCUAGUGGUGCGAUUGGUUUUUUGCUAUGUGCCAAAGAGGGUCCACCAGUCAACUUCCUUGUACCCAUAAAUCCAAUUGAGAAACUAGAAGGUGCUAUGACAGCAGGGAGGGACAUCAGAUUUUAUAAUACAGAGAUGCAUAGGGCAGCGUUUGUUCUUCCAAGCUUUGCAAAGAGAGAGCUAGAAGAAUACUGUGGCUCCACUGAACGGGCACAAAAAGAGGAAACAUCAGCAGAACCAGCAAAGAUUGCCAUGGCGCCGCAGGGUGAAAUUCUUACUGCUUCUUAGAUGAGGGCACCAGACUUCGUCACCCGUCAUUGGGUACCAAGAAAAGCUUCCUCUCCUCUGAUAUCCAUGUCGGACAUGAAGUAGUACUUAUGAGAUAUAGUAGCUACAGGAUUAUGGUGUGGGAUGCGUUUCGUGCUAUAGAUAUGAUGGAUAAGAUCGUUGGCUUGAAUUCUGGCAACAGAUAAACCAGAAACCGUGGUGUGAUUAUUGUAACACGCACGCUGCUUAUUUGUCAGCUCUGGCACUAGAGCAGGGACAUGCAUUUUUGGGUGUAUUUGGUUCUUGUCCAAGGUAAUCGUACUGAUUCAUCUUCGCUCC
Messenger RNA from Lolium rigidum, 1646 nucleotides. Its product is annotated as spermine synthase-like. Bases 168 to 1328 code for a protein of 386 amino acids. The record is from RefSeq and is a predicted model, not a curated record. Gene Ontology annotation, biological process: spermidine biosynthetic process. NCBI's taxonomy places the organism in Eukaryota, Viridiplantae, Streptophyta, Magnoliopsida, Poales, Poaceae. Gene Ontology annotation, cellular component: cytosol. The transcript is spliced from 12 exons. Gene Ontology annotation, molecular function: spermidine synthase activity.